Molecule: messenger RNA, 213 nt
Organism: Morchella importuna
Lineage: Eukaryota; Fungi; Ascomycota; Pezizomycetes; Pezizales; Morchellaceae
Exons: 2
Coding region: 1-213 (70 amino acids)
Source: RefSeq, a predicted model, not a curated record
AUGUUUGGCGAUAUAGCUACUCUGCAGUCGUUGGCUUUAGAAUAUUGUGGUGAUGUCGGUCAAAGCUUCUCACUCUCACAUGUCAGGUCGAGGUUACUGGUCGGUCCGUUCUUUGGCCCGCAGACCCCUACCCUACAUCACACAAUAUCACUCGCCGGCCACGAUUUCAUGGAAAGGAGAUUCAUGUUGAUUAAUGAUGGAUUGAUUGUGUAG